This is a messenger RNA of Indicator indicator, 1133 nucleotides long. It is a transcript of the gene RAB1A, whose product is annotated as RAB1A, member RAS oncogene family. The record is from RefSeq and is a predicted model, not a curated record. The transcript is spliced from 4 exons. NCBI's taxonomy places the organism in Eukaryota, Metazoa, Chordata, Aves, Piciformes, Indicatoridae. Gene Ontology annotation, molecular function: GTP binding; GTPase activity. Bases 30 to 419 code for a protein of 129 amino acids.
UCGUCCCUCGGGCCGCGGGCCCCACGGACAUGUCCAGCAUGAAUCCCGAAUAUGACUAUUUAUUCAAGCUACUUCUGAUUGGAGACUCCGGUGUUGGGAAAUCUUGCCUUCUACUUAGGUUUGCAGAUGACACGUACACAGAAAGUUACAUCAGCACGAUUGGUGUGGACUUCAAAAUCAGAACUAUAGAACUAGAUGGGAAAACGAUCAAGCUUCAGAUAGAAUUUGCAGAUUCCCUUGGAAUUCCAUUUUUGGAAACCAGUGCAAAGAAUGCUACAAAUGUAGAACAGUCUUUCAUGACCAUGGCUGCUGAGAUCAAAAAGCGAAUGGGUCCGGGAGCGACGGCUGGUGGUGCUGAGAAGUCCAAUGUUAAAAUUCAGAGCACUCCAGUCAAGCAGUCUAGUGGAGGUUGCUGCUAAAACUUGCCUCCUCCCUUUCCUCCUCCUCCUCUCCCCCUUUUGUCUCACAACAAUGAAUUUGCAAUCUGAACCCAAGUGAAAACAAAACAAAAAAAUUGCCUGAAUUGUACUGUAUGUAGCUGCACUACAACAGAUUCUUAACCGUCUCCACAAAGGUCAGAGAUUGUAAAUGGUCAAUACUGACUUCUGUUUGGGUUUGUUUUUUUAUUCCCUUGACUCAAGACAGCUUAACUUCAUUUUCAGAACUGUUUUAAACCUUUUUUUGUUGGUUUUUGUUUUGAUUUUUUUUUUUUGGUGUGCUGGUUCAUAAAAAGGUGUAAUCCUCCUUGCUCCUCCUUGAUAACCAGACUGUUUCCCUGUGGUUGGGUUAGGAUGUGUUUGUUUUUUUUUUUGUUUGUUUCAGUGUUUCCUAUCCAGGCAUGUUUAGCUUGUGUGGGGGGUUUAGUCUUUCUGAAGAUGAAGUUUAGCCAUUUUGUAUCAAAACAGCACAAACGGUGUUUGUCACUUUCCAUGCAGAAAAUUUAGUCAAGAUGUCUGUAAGAUCUGAUUAUUUUUAUUUUCUUUUUUUUUUUUGGCUAGUUCCUUCUUGUAGAAUUAUCAAUGGGAGAGAUCACACUUAUCUGAUUAAUAGUUUCUCUUCAUCCUCUGCAUAUAAUUUGUGGCUGCAGAAAAUAUUGUAAUUUGUUGCACAAAAAAAAGUAACAAAAAAACAAC